GCACAGCAUAAUCAUUAGUCAUGUUAUGCGUGCUAUGCACACAUAGAGUCUUUAUUUGUUUAUUAAAUGUUUAGUGUAAUUAAUUGCUUUAUUUUGUUAAAUAAGUUCGAGUUUCCAUAGCAAACGUUUUAUUUUGUAACGUAGAGAACCAUAGGAGAACCCACUAAAUAUUUAUAUAACAGGAGGAUGCUGAAGAAAUUCGUAUUUUGAUUGAAAAAAAAGAAAGUUUCUAAUGUUUCGCCAACAAUGACGAUUCUUUAUGGUCAUUGCAUUGUAGACUAGCCCUUUCGCAACCAAAUCACAAAUCAUGGACAAUAUGAAUCAACAAUUACCAAAUGAAGUAUGUUGUUCCAAUAUGCAACACCCACCGAACCACUAUAAGAGUAAAGGAUAUCGGACCUUUAAGGAUGGUCAUCGAAAUGAUUCAUCCAACGCUAAAUUCAUCUAUGAAGAUUCUCCUGGACGUUUAUACAGAAGUCGGUGCGAGAGAAAUCAACAAAUUCCACAGCCAUCCACUAACGAUUCAUCACGAGUAAAGUGGUCCCGUAACAAUAUUGCUAUGACAAUGGAAUACUUUCAACCAAUUUCUUCAACGCCCAAACGUUAUUCAAGCCAGUCGGAUUAUUCUUAUGCAUAUUACGAGCCUGGUGCAGUAAUGCACCAUUCAAAUAUACCAAAAACGCCAACAACAGAUCAACCAAACUGUUCAUCUACACGAUCAUCACCAAAAUCAAUUCGUUCCUUGUUGUCUAAACCUGACGACAAAACAAAGCCAAAAGAUCGUUACACCUACACGACUCGAUACGGAACCCAAGAAAAUAUCUACGAGGACGUUUCCUCCAUUAGAUUGCAGCCUAGGCUCAAUUCAUCGGGUCAGCCGGUCAGUGCACAAGGAACAUCGAAAAUCGAAUUUCAAGAUAUUCUCCAUAACCAUUACAGAGUUUUGGAAGAGCUCAAUUUAUCGGUGGAAGAAUUGUUUCUGUCUACGCCGAAAAAAUCGAAUGCUCUUUCGCCCAGGAAUUUGUUGAAGCGAUCUACGAAAUACAGAAAUAAGGCGAAGGGUUCCGAUGUAAUUAGCUGUAAAAAUGUGUUUGCCUCAUCAGUGAAUGAGCUAGUGGUUGCGGAGGACAGUGGCUUCAGUGGAAGCAGUAGCGGUGCCAGUUAUGUUGGCAGUCUAAGAAAUUACAAAACUGCUCUGACGAGGUCAAAUCGUAACUCAAGGGAGAUCGACAAUUUUACCAAUGCGAGUGAUUGUAAUGCAUCGCAAGGAUCGAUAAAUGUUAAAGUGCCGAACAAGUACCAAAAGAUAUCGCUCCAGUUGUUGAAUCAAUUGAAGGGCGAUAAAAGUAGCAGUUCGUCGAAGGGACUUAAAUUUCCGUUUUGGAAUAAGAGAUUAAAAUGAAAUUAUUUUUUGAUGUAUUUUUUACUAGGCUUUGGCUGGUUCAUAUUGAGCCCCAAAUAAAAUUAAGGAAAAAGAA
This is a messenger RNA of Bradysia coprophila, 1478 nucleotides long. RefSeq lists its product as uncharacterized. The record is from RefSeq and is a predicted model, not a curated record. NCBI's taxonomy places the organism in Eukaryota, Metazoa, Arthropoda, Insecta, Diptera, Sciaridae.